Molecule: messenger RNA, 489 nt
Organism: Acanthamoeba castellanii str. Neff
Lineage: Eukaryota; Discosea; Longamoebia; Acanthamoebidae
Product: FAD binding domain containing protein
Exons: 3
Coding region: 1-489 (162 amino acids)
Molecular function (GO): FAD binding
Source: RefSeq, a predicted model, not a curated record
AUGUUCAGCAGCAGAAGUAGCAGCAGGCAGGACUUGUCCUCUGCUCCCUCCUCCCCGUCGCUGUCGCAGUCGACAUCGCCACCGUCGUCGCCGGCGGUAGCGGCCAAGAAGCCCAAGCGGCAGUACUCGGAGGCCACCUGGCCCGACCCAACGGCACCGCCUCACGCCUCGCCGCAGGUGGACGAUGUCUCGCGGCUCAACGCCACCGACGUCGAGCGCGUGUUCGAGGUUCGCACGUCGGCCGACAUCAAGGCCAUCCUGCGCUGCGCCGCGGCAGAGGGCCGGCAGGUGUCGGUGCGCGGGACCCAGCAUUCGAUGGGCGGCCACACCAUCGCGCCCGGCGGCUUCGUGCUGGACAUGCGCCACUUCGACCGCCUGGCCUAUGAUCCGGCCACGGAGCUCGUCUCCGCGGGCACGGGAGCCCACUGGACCGAUCUCAUCCACUACCUCAACCAAGCUACUCGAGCUUCUCCGUGGGCGGUACGGUGA